AUGAAAAACACUGAGAGAAUUGCCAAUUUGGCAUUAGCAGGUUUAACCUUAGCACCUCUUGUUGUGAAAAUAGAUCCAAAUGUAAAUGUUAUCUUAACUGCUUGCAUCACUGUGUUUGUGGGAUGCUAUCGCUCUGUCAAACCAACUCCACCUACUGAGACAAUGUCUAAUGAACACGCUAUGCGUUUUCCCUUUGUUGGGAGCGCAAUGUUGUUAUCACUCUUCUUGCUCUUCAAGUUUCUAUCUAAGGACUUGGUCAACACUGUCUUGACACUCUACUUCUUUGUACUGGGGAUUAUUGCCUUGUCGGCAACAUUACUACCAUCUAUCAAACGGUUUUUGCCAAAGCAUUGGAAUGAGGAUCUCAUAGUCUGGCGUUUUCCAUAUUUUAAAUCUUUGGACAUUGAGUUUACAAAGUCACAGAUCAUUGCUGCAAUCCCUGGAACCUUUUUCUGUGGAUGGUAUGCUUUAAAGAAACAUUGGCUGGCAAAUAAUACAUUGGGUCUUGCUUUCUGUAUUCAGGGAAUUGAAAUGCUUUCUCUUGGGUCUUUCAAGACUGGUGCUAUUCUGUUGGGUGGACUCUUUUUUUACGACAUUUUCUGGGUUUUCUUCACACCAGUGAUGGUUAGCGUUGCAAAAUCAUUUGAUGCUCCAAUAAAGCUUUUGUUCCCCACAUCUGAUAUUGCAAGGCCGUUUUCGAUGCUUGGACUUGGUGAUAUUGUUAUCCCUGGUAUCUUUGUAGCACUGGCAUUGCGUUUUGAUGUUUCUAGAGGAAAGCAACCCCAAUAUUUCAAGAGUGCAUUUUUAGGAUACACUUUUGGCUUGGUCCUCACAAUAGUUGUGAUGAACUGGUUCCAGGCUGCUCAGCCCGCUCUUUUAUAUAUUGUACCUGCUGUUAUUGGAUUUUUGGGUGUUCAUUGCAUAUGGAACGGUGAAGUCAAACAGUUAUUGGAGUUUGAUGAGUCCAAAUCCAAAUCAUCUGAAGAAGAGAGUGAUGCCAAACCUAGCAAAAAGGAUGAAUAA
Messenger RNA from Vicia faba (fava bean), 1023 nucleotides. The record is from the annotation of a GenBank genome assembly. NCBI's taxonomy places the organism in Eukaryota, Viridiplantae, Streptophyta, Magnoliopsida, Fabales, Fabaceae.